Molecule: messenger RNA, 6393 nt
Organism: Sitophilus oryzae (rice weevil)
Lineage: Eukaryota; Metazoa; Arthropoda; Insecta; Coleoptera; Curculionidae
Gene: didum
Product: unconventional myosin-Va
Exons: 21
Coding region: 241-5718 (1825 amino acids)
Biological process (GO): vesicle transport along actin filament; actin filament organization
Cellular component (GO): actin cytoskeleton; vesicle; myosin complex
Molecular function (GO): microfilament motor activity; ATP binding; actin filament binding
Source: RefSeq, a predicted model, not a curated record
GAGCAUCGGCAGCGCGCACUCCGUGAGCCUGAACUCGCCGUGUUUUUUAAAACGACAUUCAUCCACUUCGGUUUUUUUCGUUCUCCCUGAUUUUUUCGCUAAAAAUGUGAUAAGAUAAGAAACGAAUCGACGUUUCAGUUGUUGUCGAGCCGUACGUAAAGGUAAAAUUUUACUAGAAAUUGUGAGUGAAAAAAAGUGCGAGUGUUUUGAAAAAAAGGGAUUUUUCUGAGGGAAGGAAUCAUGACAACCGUCGAGUUAUAUUCAAAGGGUGCAAGAGUAUGGAUACCUCACAGCGAAAAAGUUUGGGAAGGUGCCACAUUAUUAGAAGACUACAAACCAGAAAAGAAGACGCUUGAAAUACAGACUGAAGACGAUCAAGAACUGAAAACUCUACCACUGAAAUCUGAAAAGGAUUUACCAUUCCUGAAAAAUCCCGACAUACUAAUAGGCGAAAAUGAUCUCACCUCUCUCUCAUAUCUGCACGAACCUGGCGUCUUGUAUAACCUGCAGGUCAGGUUUUGUCAACGAAGAGAUAUUUAUACAUACUGUGGUAUUGUUUUGGUUGCCAUCAAUCCGUAUGAUGAACUUCCAAUUUACGAUAUUGACACUAUCCAAACGUACAGGGGACAGGCUAUGGGCGAUUUGGAUCCACAUAUUUUUGCUGUGGCGGAGGAGGCCUACACCAAACUGGAACGGGAGCAGAGAGACCAGAGCAUUAUCGUUUCUGGAGAGAGCGGUGCCGGAAAGACCGUUUCAGCUAAAUAUGCCAUGAGGUAUUUCGCCACAGUCGGUGGAAAUGCGACAGAAACUCAGGUGGAAAGGAAAGUACUCGCCAGUAGCCCUAUAAUGGAGGCCAUCGGAAACGCAAAAACAACGAGAAACGACAAUAGCUCACGAUUUGGCAAAUUCAUCGAGUUACAGUUCAACAAACAAUUUAAUAUAAGCGGAGCAUCUAUGAGGACAUAUCUCUUGGAGAAGUCGAGAGUGGUGUUUCAAGCUCCAGAUGAGCGAAAUUAUCAUAUAUUCUACCAGUUGUGCUCAGCCAGAGGUCGACUUAAACAUUUAUUCUUGGAUCACCAAGAUAAAUUCACUUACCUGAAUCAAGGCUCCAGUCCAAUUAUACAGGGUGUGAACGAUUUGGUUCAGUUUGAAGAAACGGAGAAUGCCCUUAACCUCUUAGGAUUCUCCGAACAAGACCAGGAGAAUAUGUUUAAAAUUCUUGCGGGCAUCUUGCAUCUGGGCAAUAUUGAAUUCAAACAGUGUCUAAUCAAAGUGGAGAACGAACAGGAUCAAGAAGGGUGUACAAUUCCAAAUACCGACAAGCAUCUUAAAAUAAUAGCUGAUCUACUGGAACUUGACGUCCAAGAGCUAAAACAAUGGCUAGUUACCAGAAAGAUCGUGUCCAUGCGAGACGUGUAUUUCAAGCCCAUGACAACCGAAGAUGCCGCCUUCGCCAGAGACGCUUUGGCCAAACAUGUUUACGCGGAACUAUUCAACUGGAUCGUCAUGGUGAUCAAUAAAGCUUUGGUGUCGGACAUAGCUAGUCACAAGUUUAUUGGGGUUCUGGACAUUUACGGAUUCGAAACGUUCGAAAGCAAUUCAUUCGAACAAUUUUGUAUUAAUUAUGCAAACGAAAAGUUGCAGCAACAAUUUAACCUUCACGUGUUUAAACUCGAACAAGAAGAAUACAUAAAAGAAGGGAUAGAGUGGAAAAUGAUCGACUUUUACGAUAAUCAACCUUGCAUUGAUUUGAUCGAGGCAAAGUUGGGAGUGCUGGAUUUGUUAGAUGAGGAAUGCAAGAUGCCCAAAGGUAGUGACGCUUCCUGGACCGAAAAACUCUAUUCAAAAUGCGCGAAAUACUCCCACUUUGCUAAAAGCCGAUUCGGCCGAUCCAGCUUCAUCAUCAAUCAUUUCGCCGACAGAGUGGAAUAUGAAAGUAGCGGUUUCCUGGAAAAAAAUCGCGACACAGUCAUCGAAGAACAAAUAAGCGUAAUUAAGGCUAGCAAGAAUCCAUUUAUUCAUCGGCUCUUCAGCGGCAGCGAGUCCCAAAAACUCCAAGUGUCCAACGUGAAGCUCAAAGUGGUAUCCGCUAAAAUCGAACCUGGAUCGAAGAAAUCGCAUAAAAAAUCCGUCGGCUCUCAAUUCAGAGAAUCGUUAAGCGCCUUAAUGACCACACUGAAUGCUACGACACCUCAUUACGUCCGUUGUAUCAAACCUAAUGAUAGUAAAACAGGUUUUGAAUUUAACCCCAAGAGAGCCGUGCAACAACUGCGAGCGUGCGGAGUAUUAGAAACAAUCAGGAUAUCAGCAGCUGGAUAUCCAAGCCGUUGGAACUAUUUAGACUUCUUCUACAGAUACAGAGUGCUAUGCAGAUUUAAGGACAUUAACAAAAACAGCAUGGAAAAGACCUGCGAAAAUAUUCUAAAGCUGCAUAUAAAAAAUUCCGACAUGUACCAAUUUGGAAAAACAAAAAUUUUCUUCAGGGCUGGGCAAGUAGCUUACUUGGAGAAACUAAGAGCCGAUAAACUAAAAAAGUGCUGUAUUAUGAUGCAAAAGACAAUCCGGAUGUUCAUUGCCAAAAGAAAGUAUCAGAAACUAAAAAAAUCCGCUUUGUUAAUACAGAAAUAUGGAAGAGGAAUUUUAGCAAGAAGAAAAGCUGAGGCGAUAAGAAGGGAAAGGGCAGCUAUCACUAUCCAGAGAUACGUCAGAGGAUGGAUAACACGACUGAUAUAUCGCAAGAAACGUGAUUGUAUUUUAGGUAUCCAAUGUUACGCCAGAGGAUUUUUGGCUAGAAGACGUUUUAGCAUCAUUAAGGAUAAUGCAAAGGCUAUUGUUUUACAAAGAUAUAUUCGGGGAUAUUUGGCUAGGAAGAGAUACGCAGUCAGAGAAAGAAAGAUUAUCGUGUGCCAAGCGGCAAUCAGAAGAUUCUUAGCAAGAAAACAGUACAAGCGGUUGAGAAUCGAAGCAAGAUCAAUUGAACACGUGAAAUCCCUUAAUAAAGGACUUGAAAACAAAAUUAUCAGUUUACAACAGAAAAUUGAUGAUCUCACAAAAACAAACACCGAACUUUUGACUUACAAAAAUGAUGUUAAAGAGUUGAAGAGCAAAGUAACCACAUUUAAGGCAUUGGAAAUUGAAGUGAAGAACCUCAAUAAUCUUUUGAUAGAAAAGAACAAAGUCAUAGAGAAAUUGCAAGAAGAUUUAGCUAUAGAAAAAGACGAAAAAAUCGAUCUGAUUAAUGAACAGGAAAAAUACCGACAAGAAGUAGAAAACCAAAGAUCGCACUGGACCGAAGAAACGGAAAAACUAAAAAAAGAAUACGAGAAUAUAAUCGAAAUGCUGAAAAUCAACGAAAAAGGUGCAGAAGAAGAUAUUAAGCUACGAAUGGAGGAAGAAAAGAACGAAAUACAAACAGAAGCAGAUCAAGAGAGACAGGCCUAUCAAAAAUUAUUGCAAGAAUAUCAUUCGAUGGAGCAACACUGCGAGCAAUUAGAGAAGCAACUUAGUCAUUACGUUCAUAGUAAUCAUAAGAGGAACGUCAGUGACAUUAGUGGUAUAUCUACAAUUGAUAUUAGCGAUCUUCCCGAGGAUCAUGGGUAUGGUUCUGUCAGAUCGACUUCAGGGAAGAAUAGGGAAAGGGUGGAAGAUUUUGAUUGGAAUGGUACUAAUGAAAAUCAAACACCCACAACUUCCACCAGUGAUUCAAAUGCUAAGUCUGAAUUGGAAAGCAACGUAGAUAUAGGAUUAGUGUUAAAGUUGCAACAUAAAUUAUCAGAAGUAGAAAGGGAAAAAAUGCGUAUUCAGGCUCGUUUGGAUGAAUUAGAUCUGUCGCCAAGGAUAGAAAGAGCUGAAAAUGCAGCCAAAGAUGCCAUAAGAAUAUCCGAACUGGAGUUAUGUAAUGCCAAUUUGAAAACGCAACUCUUAGAACUUCAAAAUAGCGUUAAUGAAGGAACUGGCUUAUCGAAAUUGCACGAGCAACUACAACAGAUGCAACUAGAGCUGGAUAGAAGAAGCGAAGAAGUUGUGCAGCUGAAGAGUGUCUUAGCCAACCAAACUGAUAACAUGAAAUCCAUUGUAAACUCCAAUAAUCGAUUGGGUGCUUACAUUAAUGAAGAUGGAGAACUAGCUCUGGCUUACGAAACUCAAAAAACUAUCAACAAACAACUGGAACUAGAACUGCAAGACGAAAAAGCUAAAUAUAAGGCUCACGAGCGAGAGUACAAAAUGGAAAUAGAAAAAUUGCGCGAAGAUAACGAACGCCAACAACGAAUAUUAUCAGCUAAUCUGACCAGUACUCCGCAAUCGCAAAACGAAAUGUUUAUGCAACAAGAAAUCACCAGACUGACCAAUGACAAUUUGGCUCUGUUGGAUAAAAAUGACCUUUUAGUGGAAAAGGUUAGGAAACUGACUAAGCAGCUCAAAGCACUCACCAAGAAACUGAAGGAUGCACCUAUAGAUGUCGAAGAUGUUCUCAAAGAAGUUGACACGAAGCAAACACCUGCUCCUCCUGGAAGAAUGGAACCAUCUAUCAGAAAGAAAGAUAGAGAAUAUUUGGGAAUGUUCUCAUACAGAAGCGGGGAAGAAAAUAAUAUCAUGAAGCAUUUGGUGAUAGAACUAAAACCACGAACAGCUCUAGCAUUAUUACCAGGAUUGCCUGCUUACAUUGCUUUUAUGUGUGUCAGACACACUGACUAUAUUAAUGACGAAGAAAAAGUUAAAGCUCUGUUACAGACGUUUAUUAGUUCAGUGAAAAAGAUCAUCAGAAAGAAACAUCAUGAUUUUGAAACAACCACCUUGUGGCUAGCUAAUGUUCAAAGAUUAAAGAAUUGCAUGAAACAAUAUAGUGGAGAAAAAAGAUUCCAGAAACAAAAUACUCCAAGCCAGAAUGAGCAAAGUCUAAAAAAUUUUGAUUUGUCUGAAUAUAGACAACUACUGUCUGACACAGCCGUUUGGAUAUACCAAGCAUUAAUCAAAAACUUUGAAGAAAAGAUUCAACCGUUGAUAGUGCCAGCGAUUCUAGAACACGAAGAGGUACCCGGCAUGAGUGGCAAACCAAGCGGUUUAAGAAGUAGAGUUGGAAGUAUUUCUAGUCCGGUGGGAAGUGCCGCCAAUCAAAAACCCACAACAGCAUUGAUUCAAGAACUAACUAAUCACCACAAGAUUUUGGUAUUCUAUGGAAUAGAUCCCGAUUUGAUUUCAACAAUCUUUAAACAAGUAUUCUACUUUAUUUGUGCGUCCAGUUUAAAUAAUUUGUUGCUCCGGAAAGAAUUGUGCCAUUGGUCAAAAGGUUGUCAAAUUAGACAUAAUCUGUCGCACUUGGAAAUGUGGACCAGAGAUCGAAAUCUAGAUGAUGCACCUAUACAAGCUACUCUACAACCAAUCAUACAAGCUGCGCAACUACUACAGGCUAGAAAAACCGAUACUGAUGAAGACGUCGAAAAACUGUGCGAAAUGUGCCAUGCUUUAACUCCUUUACAGAUAUGCAAAAUUCUAAACCUUUACACGCCCAUGGAUGAAUACGAUCGAAUUCAGUUCUCGUUCAUACGAAAAGUUCAAGAAAAGUUACAGAGUAGGCAUCAAAGCCAGGAACAACAGACUUUACUUAUGGAUGUAAAAUAUAAUUUGCCAGUGACGUUCGGCUACAACCCUUCAGAUAUUCGUCUAGAAGAGGUGGAAAUACCAGAAUGUCUCAACUUGCCGAUGUUAGAAAAAGUUUAAUAAGGCUCAAAAUUUGCUUUUCAAUAAAGAUUAAGAUUAAAUGAUAAAAAGUAAAUAAAUAUUCAAAAAAUAUUUAUUAAGAAAUAAUCUAUCCCUGCAAAAAAGUUUAAUGCGUUUAAAAAAAUGUAAUAACUAUUGAAUGUCUGCCUUAACUGUUAAAAUUCUAGAUAUUUAUAUAUAAAUAAAUUUAUUUAAUUUAGAUAUAUAGAUAUACCUAUUUAUUAUAAAUAAUUUAUUAAAUUUUAAUUUACAUAAAUUACCAUUUGUUAUAUAGUCAAUUAUUAAAGAGAUAUAUAGAGAAAAUAUAUAUUUUAUCGUUCAUUAGUCUGGGUCCAAACCUGUCAGUAACGGGUCCAACAUUUUCUCAAAAACAAAAUUUAAACAAUAGUACAAUAAAAUAAUAUCUGCAAUGAUUUAUAAUAUCUAUGGAAAGAUGGACCCCAUAAGACGUAUGAACUAUAUUCUGUGUGAUUUUAGCUGUGCCUCUUCAAUCGUUAAGUUUCGUAGAGAGAUUUGAAGAUAUUUUAAAAUUUAAAUAUGUUACUCUGUAAAUUUUUUAAUUUGUAUAUAUUGUUACUAAGGAUAUAUUAUGUAAAUAUAUUUUUUCAGUUACCUGUUGUAAAUUAUGAGUAUUCUUUUAUUAAGUUCUAGUACCUAAUUAUAAUAAGAAGAAUA